Molecule: messenger RNA, 2317 nt
Organism: Danaus plexippus (monarch butterfly)
Lineage: Eukaryota; Metazoa; Arthropoda; Insecta; Lepidoptera; Nymphalidae
Product: putative fatty acyl-CoA reductase CG5065
Exons: 9
Coding region: 307-1860 (517 amino acids)
Biological process (GO): long-chain fatty-acyl-CoA metabolic process
Cellular component (GO): peroxisome
Molecular function (GO): alcohol-forming very long-chain fatty acyl-CoA reductase (NADP+) activity
Source: RefSeq, a predicted model, not a curated record
UCACUUCGGCCUGGACUAUAUCAAUAUUAGUAGAUCACACGUGCUAUGAUUUACAUAUGACAAAAUAUAUUUAUUUGACAUACGGCUUAAAUACGUUCAAAGUGAGUGUAUAUGGUUUAGACUACUGUUGUGUACGUGUACGUGGGAUGAAAUGAAAACAUUAUUAAUAUUUGCAUAGAGUUUAAUUAAUACAUUUAUUUAUUAUGUGAUAUUAUUAUCUUUCACGAUAAAGGUUUAAGUGUGAAUUGAGUGAUUACGUGCUGUGGAAUGUGUACUUAUUAUUAAAUAGCGGGCAAAGAUUUCAAAAUGGCGUCCGAAGUAAACGAAUGGUACAAGGGAAGAAAGGUGUUUGUGACGGGGGCUCUAGGUCUCAUGGGGAAGGUUUUGAUAGAAAAAUUGUUAUACAGCGUUCCGGAUAUAGGAUGCGUGUACGCGCUAGUGCGAAGUAAACGUGGCAAGUCACCGGAAACAAGGAUCGAGGAAAUGUGGCAAUUGCCUUUAUUUGCAAGGAUACGGGAAGAGAAGCCUCAUGUUAUGAAGAAACUGAUCGCUGUGGCUGGUGAUAUUCAGUACGAUGAUUUGGGUAUUAAUAAUAAACAGACAGAGGAAAUAUAUAACGAGGUAUCAGUAGUUUUUCAUUUCGCUGCUACUCUACGUCUAGAGGCACCCCUAAAAGAAGGUCUCGAAUUGAAUACAAAGGGAACCCUCCGUGUUUUGGAGAUGGCGAAGAAAAUGAGAAAACUGGCAGGCUUCGUUCACCUCUCAACUGCCUUCUGUUACCCGGAUUACGACAGAAUGGCAGAAGCGGUUCAUCCACCACCAACCGAUCCUCACGAGGUUCUGCGUGCUGCGAGCUGGAUGACAAACGAGCAGCUAAACGUUCUAGCACCAACCUUGAUGCAAAAGCAUCCCAAUUCCUACACAUACUCCAAGCGACUGGCCGAGGCACUUGUCAAAGAAUGUUAUCCAGAAAUACCAGCAGUGGUCGUCCGCCCUAGCAUUGUCACGCCAUCGUUCAAAGAACCAAAUCCAGGUUGGGUAGAUAACCUCAAUGGCCCAAUAGGAUUAAUGAUCGGGGCCGGGAAGGGUGUCAUCAGAUCAAUGCAUUGCUAUGGACACUAUCACGCGGAAGUCAUACCAGUGGAUAUCGCUAUCAAUGCAACUAUUGUCAUUCCUUACUAUAUCAACACCCAAAUGGAAAGGUCACAAGAAAUACCUGUGUUCAAUCUAACUACAGGUGACGAUAGGAACAAUACGUGGAAGGAGGUUCUCGACGUAGGAAAGGCGACGGUCCGAAAAUAUCCUUUCGAAAUGCCAUUAUGGUAUCCAGACGGGAACAUACGGCAUAGCAAACUGUUGCACGAGCUCUGUGUCUUCUUCUAUCAUAUUGUUCCCGCUUAUCUAAUAGACUUCUUGAUGUUUAUCUUUGGCCAGCAGAGAUUCAUGGUCAGAAUACAAAAGCGAAUUUCUGUCGGACUUGAAGUUCUACAGUAUUUCACAACAAGAGAAUGGUGGUUCGACACAGACAACUUCAAAGAUUUGGCGAAAAAGUUACACGGAGCAGACUUCACAACUUUCCCGAUGGAUUUGAAAAUUAUCGAAAUCGGUCCGUACAUAGAAAGUUGCAUGAUAGGCGGCAAACUGUACUGUUUGAAGGAAAAGUUAGAAAAUCUCCCGAAAGCAAAACUGCAUAAUAAUAUAUUAUUCGUUUUGGAUUUUCUUGCUAGUGUAUUCUUCUAUCUGUUAUUGGUUUACUGGAUGGUUCUACUAUUUGAACCUGUUCGUGAAAUUCUAAGCUACUGCGGGCCAUUCGUGAAGUAUCUGCCUCUCGUCGGAAAGGCGGUCUUCCGAGAUGAUUGACGUUAUACAAUAUAAACAUUUAUUUUUAUGGUACCAAGAAGGUUGAUUAAUUGCAAGUAUAAUUUAAAUUAGGUAUACAUAAAAUGGAGGAGCUAUGGAGUUAUCAUUCUAAAAUUAGUUUGUAUGUUGUCUAUUAUAAAGCUAUAACCUUUAGUGAUUGGUGCAAGCAACAUGUAUAAGUGAUAACGAAGAUUGCAAUGGCAAAGGUUAUCAGCAUCAACAAGCUUGUUGAUUGGUUAGCGAUCUUUUUGUUUUCUUCAAUUCUACUUCUACUUAUAGAUUUUACUAUAAAGUUUACUGUCACAAAUUUAGGAGACAAAUUAUUUGUUAAAUAAAAAUACAAAUAAUCGAAAUAUUUCAUGUAAUUCAUAUUUUAAUUUAAAUGUUCAAAACACUUAAUAUUAACAACUAUUCAUGUAAUGUUUAUUUUACAACAUAUAAAGUUAUAUUAUAAAUA